Cadophora gregata is the source of this 1827-nucleotide messenger RNA. RefSeq lists its product as uncharacterized. NCBI's taxonomy places the organism in Eukaryota, Fungi, Ascomycota, Leotiomycetes, Helotiales, Ploettnerulaceae. The record is from RefSeq and is a predicted model, not a curated record. The transcript has 3 exons. The coding region runs from base 1 to 1827 and encodes 608 amino acids.
AUGAUGGUCAAACAUAGCAUGCUGUUAGGACUUUCCGUCGCAGCACUCUACACUCUUUCGGCAGCUCAAGCAGCUCUCCCUGUUGUCGACCUCGGGUAUGCCGUGCAUCGAGCAACUUUAAAUGUAAGUUAUGAAGCACGCCAGUUACCUCGAGAUAUUCACAUGGAUCAGUCAUCCGGUUCAGGAUACUUCAACUUCUCCAAUAUACGCUUUGGCCAACCUCCUGUCGGUCAUCUUCGAUUCUCGCCGCCACUUGCUCCUAGCGGUCGGAACACCACCGUAAACGAUGGUCAAAAUAGUGUUAUAUGCCCUCAGGCUGCACCAGCAUGGAGCUCUGAAGCCGCAGAAUUCAUCCCUGACCUCUUGACUGGUCAAAAUAUCAGCAACUAUACACAUCCUUCCAGUAUGCAAGUGCCGACCAACACCAAUAUUUCUUCUCUCCUGACGCCCGGUCCUGGAGUCUCCGAGGACUGUCUGUUCCUCGAUGUUAUUGUACCGGAGAAAGUCUUCAAUAUCACGAAGACUAAUGGGACAAGCGGUUAUCACGAGGUACAAUGCGAACCUGACCAACCGUGCAAAGUCCCAUCCGGAGCUCCUGUCCUCGUUUGGAUCUACGGAGGUGGAUAUACAUUUGGUAGCAAGACGUCUUACGGGAACCCUACUAGCUUGAUAUCUCGCAGUCUAGAGAACAACGGCGAAGGCCUUGUGUAUGUGGCUAUGAAUUACCGCCUUGGUCUUUUUGGCUGGUUAUCUGGAUCCGACGAUGUUACUGCAAAUGUUGGUCUACUUGACCAAAGACUUGCGCUCGAUUGGGUCCAACAAAACAUCCACCUUUUCGGAGGUGAUCCAUCACGUGUAACCGUUAUGGGUGAAUCUGCUGGUGGUGGAUCGAUCAUGCAUCAUAUCAUGUCCUAUGGUGGACUGGGAUCAGUCCCUUUCCAACGAGCAAUACCUCAAAGCCCGGCUUUCCAAAUAUUUGUUCCAUCUCAAUCGCAACAAAUUUUCGCUAACGCUCUGAAAAACGCUUCGGCUGUCACAAACUUGACCAUUAGCUCAGCUAGCGAGCUUCGUGCCCUACCAUUCAAGGCAUUAUAUGCAGUCAACAUAAUUAUGACAGGUCUAUCGAACUAUGGAUCCUUCACUUUCGGUCCAGUUGUCGAUCCUUCGCCUAACUCCUAUGUGCCUGACCUUCCUCUGCGCCUGGUCGCAAACGGGUCAUACCACAAUGUCAGCGUGCUGGUAAGCCAUACAUCGGAUGAAGGCCUCCUAUUCACGCCACCAUUCGUCCAAACUCAAGACGACUAUAAGGCGGCAAUCUCUCAGCUUUUCUAUUCAGCAAAUGUAACUUCUGUGAAUACCAUCACAACGGAGCUUUACCCACCCGUCUUCAGCGGAAGAUAUGGCUACAAGACAUCCAUCCAGCGGAAUGCUCUCUCAAUUUCCAACUUUCUCGUGACUUGCAAUGUCAAAUACCUCGCUUCCAAGCUUUCGGGAUAUGCCUACGUGUUCUGGGUUCCGCCAGGGCUUCAUGGCCAAGAUAACGCUUACACAUUUUUCAACGGCGAUACUUCCUCGCUUAAUGCAGGGGUUCGUGUUAAUGCCACUGUCGCAGCUACACUUCAAAGAUAUUUGACGUCAUUUGCAAUGACAGGGAAACCGACCGCGCAAGGCUUUCAGAGUAUGGUUCCGUAUGGCAAAGCUUUUACCGUGUCGAGCAUUAGUUCGAAGGGCUUGUUCCAACCAGCGUUGGGCAUGCUGCUUCCGGAUCCUGGCGCUGCGAAACAAUGUAGUUUCUGGGCGGAGGCUCCUUACUACACGCCUAAUUAA